Messenger RNA from Musca vetustissima, 2002 nucleotides. Its product is annotated as testis-expressed protein 10 homolog. Gene Ontology annotation, cellular component: nucleus; MLL1 complex. The transcript is spliced from 2 exons. The record is from RefSeq and is a predicted model, not a curated record. Bases 1 to 1971 code for a protein of 656 amino acids. Lineage: Eukaryota; Metazoa; Arthropoda; Insecta; Diptera; Muscidae.
AUGGGCGGUACACACAAAAAGAAGCUGAGAGCUGAAAAAGCAAAAGUUAAACUUAAAGGUGCCAAACUGCCGAAAGGUUUAAAUGUAACCAAAACUGAAUUCAAAGUACGAAAAAUUACCAUACGCGAACAAUUGAAGGAAGCCCAAUUUGUGGAUGGCAUCAAACAAGUCAAUCUUAAGGAAUGCCUGUCCAAAUUGAAACAUCACAGUUCGAAUUUUCGUAGUGAGGCAUUGAAAAAUCUACGCGAUGCUAUUGCCAUAAAUCAUCCGGGAAUUAUGGGCUGUUUGAGUGAACUGAUCCAGGGUAUAUCAGCUGUGUGCUUGGAUCAAGAACGUGAUGCCCGCAGGGAGUCAUAUAAAACAUUUGGUGCCCUACUCGCUUUUCUUCCCCUAGAUGCGGUGGCACCAUUCUUUCACAUUAUUUCAUCGUAUUUACGUUGUGCAAUGACCCACAUCCAACCGAAUAUCCAAGAAGAUUCUCUACUACUGUUGGAUGUUCUAUUGCAACAUAUACCCACAUUGGUGGCUAGCCAUAGUGCCAAGAUUUUGCAUAAUUUUUUGGAAAUGAUAUCACGAGUACGUGCCGAGGGCGAUAAGGCUGGACGGAUGUUGACCGUAAAUAUGGGACAAAAACAGACAACCAUAAAAUGGCGUUCCAAGGUGCUGUUGCGUUUGCAACAAAUGUUGGAAACAUUGGCCGAAUAUAAACAAGAACAGAGGCAAGAAGCCAUCUUAAGCGGUAGUAAUACCAGUGAAGGAUUGAUUACGCACAGCAUUAAGACCCCACAACAUUAUGGUGUUAAACGUCAAUAUGCAGCCAAUCAGCAUUGUGAUUUAUCCAAUAUAUUCAAUCGUUCUGUGGGUAGCUCUGCAACGGCCAAUGAUGACACAGCUGUGGAUGAAUAUGAACAACUGCGUUCAUAUGUAGAUCACUUGAUGCCACUGCUAUUGGAAUCAUGGUUAGAGGUACGACCACAACAGACAACAACAUCAUGCAGUGUGGAGACCCUAUUGACGCUGGAUGCCAGUUUAACUUUGAAAAUCGUUUUGGAAAUUAUUGAAAAUCUAUGGUCGCUCAUUGAGAUCUAUGAAGAGCAGGUGAACAAUCAUGAUUUGAGUUUGUGGUUUAAGGAUCAAUAUGCGGAUGUUUUUGCGGCAAAUUUCUUGCAAAGUUCCUAUCCUUAUCAACAGUUUAAUGCAGAUGAAGAUUCCGGCCACUCCAAAAAGAAGACCAAAAAAUCCCCCAACACCUUGUCACCAUAUUGUCUGCAACAAAAUAUAACAAUUGGUUUUUUGAUGUGCCGCUUUUAUGCCAAUGCCUUGGAUCAGGAGUCAUCAAGAUUUAAUGCCGUCCUCAACUAUCUAAGCACCAUAAUUGACAGCUCUUUGGGUCACAAGGGUUCCCAGGAUUAUUUGCCAUCCUUGGUGAAAGCAUUGCGCGCUUUACUUUUACAAUCUGGUCAACGUUUGUGUGAUUUGCACAAAGAAUCCACCACAAAAUUGCUACGAAGUUGCAUCAAGGCAUUUUUGGAAAAUCGUUUUGGUGAAAUUUCCUCGAAAAUUUUAAUUAUACUUUGUGAAAUCGUACAAAGUCAUGAUCUGUGUAAGGUCUAUGGUGCUGAGGAAUUUACGGAAUUUCUUAAAUUCUUACCCAAUCUACUACUGAGGCCAUCUGUGAAUGUGGCCUGCCUCUUGGCAAUGAGUAAAUUGGGCAAACAACAAAAUCAUGUAUUCAUUGAUGCCCUCCGGAAUAUCCUAUCAAAAGUUAUAGAGCAUUUACAAAAUAUACAAGUGACUGGUGCACCGAAUGUCCUUGAAGGCAAGAAACACAUUAUGAAUUUGUUCUACUGGACAAAUCCCCAACAGAGUGUCAACGAAUUGGAGCUGACAAAAAUAAUCGAUACAGCUGAAUCAAGUAUAACAGAUAAACGCAUAUCUGGAUAUUGUAAAUAUAUAUUAACCAUAGCUUAAUAUUUCUAUUUUACAUUUUUCUAUUCUCUCU